This is a messenger RNA of Temnothorax curvispinosus, 867 nucleotides long. It is a transcript of the gene Srp14, whose product is annotated as signal recognition particle 14 kDa protein. Gene Ontology annotation, cellular component: signal recognition particle, endoplasmic reticulum targeting. Bases 117 to 443 code for a protein of 108 amino acids. Gene Ontology annotation, molecular function: endoplasmic reticulum signal sequence receptor activity; 7S RNA binding. The transcript has 4 exons. Gene Ontology annotation, biological process: SRP-dependent cotranslational protein targeting to membrane. NCBI's taxonomy places the organism in Eukaryota, Metazoa, Arthropoda, Insecta, Hymenoptera, Formicidae. The record is from RefSeq and is a predicted model, not a curated record.
UAGGUUCUAGUCUACGUCAAAUCUGCGGCUGCAUUUCCUAACCUCAUCUAACCUCUCGGAGCAGGUGAUUACAUUUGAACGUGUUCUGGCGUUUGACAUAUGCUACCAUCGUCAGAAUGGUCCUGUUGGAGAAUGACGCGUUCUUAGCGGAGUUAACCAAACUCUUUGACAAGUCGCGUCUUUCGGGCGCGGUGUCGCUUACCAUUAAAAGAUUUAAUGGACACAACAAACCGGUGCCUAGGAAAGGCAGACCUCCCCUACCGACUCCUACAGAGUAUCUUUGCCUAGUUCGAGCAUCGCUUCGCAAUAAGAAGAUUUCCACUGUUAUCCAUUCCAGGGAUGUAAACAAAUUCCAGCAGGCGUAUUGGAAUCUCCUGAAGACGAACAUAACCGGACUGAAGAAGCUGAAGAAGACGAAGUCGGCGAAGCCAAAGGUUCACUGACCCAGCGAGGAGGGCUAACCGCGUGCCAGUUGUUUAUUUUUUUGUUAUUAAAACUUUCGUACCGUGUUCGUCACAUAUUUACCGACGCCUGUCUACUGUAUAAGCCGUCGAGAGAAGGCGCGUUGUAUGCAACAUUUUGUAUAGACUGAUGUACAAAAGGUUAAUAAUACUGUUAUGAAAGCAUAUACACAAGUAUAUAUGUAGCCGCUAAUAUAUGAUCGCACACUUUCGCAAAUUUGAUGCAAUGAUGACAAAAAACACGAUAAGGGAUAGUUAUUAUUAUUAUUAAGAGUCCAAGACAGAGAUAAUUGGGAUAAACUGUUUAACGAUCAGUAGGAUAAAAUUUUUUAAAACAGAGUUUACAUUGAUUUGUACUAUUCCGUUACUCAGAUACGUAAAUCUGUAAUAUAUAGCAUUUUUUAUA